Messenger RNA from Nerophis lumbriciformis (worm pipefish), 888 nucleotides. NCBI's taxonomy places the organism in Eukaryota, Metazoa, Chordata, Actinopteri, Syngnathiformes, Syngnathidae. The record is from RefSeq and is a predicted model, not a curated record.
GGCAGCAUCAUGGCGGACAGAGACAGUGGAAGUGAGCAGGGAGGAGCAGCCACGGGCCCAGGCUUCGGUUCCAUGCACUCGGCGACGGGAGGGGCGGGCUCGGCUUCAGUCCUCCAGCACGAGACUCAAGAGCUGGCGUCAAAGCGGGUUGACAUCCAAAACAAACGCUUCUAUUUGGACGUAAAGCAGAACGCCAAAGGCCGCUUCUUGAAGAUAGCCGAAGUCGGGGCCGGUGGCAACAAGAGCCGCCUCACUCUUUCCAUGUCCGUGGCAGUCGAGUUCCGCGACUACUUGGGGGACUUCAUCGAGCACUACGCCCAGCUGGGUCCCAGCAACCCGGGUAUGGUGCAUGACGAGCCGCGGCGAGCGCUCAAAAGCGAGUUCUUGGUGCGGGAGAAUCGGAAGUAUUACAUGGAUCUAAAGGAGAACCAGAGGGGACGCUUCCUGAGGGUCCGGCAGACCGUCAGCCGGGGACCCGGCUUGGUGUCCACGCAGGGCCAGACCAUCGCUUUGCCGGCCCAAGGACUUAUCGAGUUCCGCGACGCUUUGGCCAAACUUAUUGACGAUUACGGCGUGGAUGAGGAGCCCACGGAGCUCCCUGAAGGCUCGUCAGUGACUGUGGACAGCAAGCGCUUCUUCUUCGACGUGGGCUCCAACAAGUACGGCGUAUUCAUGCGGGUAAGCGAGGUCAAGCCGACGUAUCGCAACUCGAUCACGGUGCCCUACAAAGUGUGGUCCAAAUUCGGGAAUACGUUCUGUAAAUACGCCGACGAGAUGAAGAAGAUCCAGGAGAAGCAGCGGGAGAAGCGAGCGUGCGAGAUGGAGGAGGAAGAAGAGGAGGAGGAGGAAGAUGAGGAGGUGCAGGCGGACGAUGGGGACGAGGAUUGA